AUGGCAGACGCAGAGCUGGAAGAGAUCAGGCGAGCUCGCCUUGCGCAGCUCCAGCAGCAGCAGGGCGGCCAGCGCGGAGGUCCCAGCCAAGAAGGUGGCCAGGAAGACCAGAGGAGGCAAGCUGAAUCUGACCGCCGCGCCGCCAUCAUGAGCCAAAUCCUCGACCCCGCCGCUGCCGAUCGUCUCGGCCGUAUCCGCCUCGUCAAGGAAUCGCGUGCCGUCGAUAUCGAGAACCGACUCAUGAUGCUAGCCCAGACUGGCCAGAUCCGCCAAAAGGUGACCGAGGAACAGCUGAAGGAGCUCCUCAACGCCGUGGCCGAGAACCAGCGCAAGGAAGAGGAGGAACACAAGAUUGUGAUUAGCCGGCGCAAAGGCGGCUGGGAUGACGAUGAUGAUUUGCUCGACCUGUAG
Penicillium cataractarum is the source of this 411-nucleotide messenger RNA. Its product is annotated as DNA-binding protein. Gene Ontology annotation, cellular component: cytosol; nucleus. Lineage: Eukaryota; Fungi; Ascomycota; Eurotiomycetes; Eurotiales; Aspergillaceae. Gene Ontology annotation, molecular function: DNA binding. The transcript has 4 exons. Bases 1 to 411 code for a protein of 136 amino acids. The record is from RefSeq and is a predicted model, not a curated record.